UGACAUUUGUUGUACCAGGCGUUGUUAACGUCAACUACUACAUUGCGUUUAUUGACCACCUGUACUUGACUGUGGGCACACCAGCAGAAAUGUCGACACCUGGGAACAAGUCAUCCGGAAGCCCCAACAAGAGCGUAAAACUAUCUUUUGGAACCAAGACACCUGGAAAUGGCAAGAAUAAGGAGAAGAUGGACCGGUUCAUUCCAACACGGUCUGCUAUGGACUUCGAUUCCGCUAACUACACGCUGAGCAAGGAGAACAAGCAGGGUACCGAGCAGCGUGAUUCUCAAUCCUCGCCAUCCAAGGAGGACUACCAGAAGGCGCUUGCGGCUAGCCUCAGUGUUAACGACUCGAGUCGGAUCCUUGCUUUUAAGCAGAAGGCCCCCGCAGCGCCGGAGGGCUACGAAAAUCGCCUAACGUCCCUGUACAACCAGAACCUUGCGCCAACUGUUCCGAAGAAGCAAUUCCGACAUGUGCCAACGACGCAAGAGCGAAUCCUGGACGCGCCUGAGCUUAUGGACGACUAUUACCUCAACCUGCUGGAUUGGGGCAGCCAAAACCUGAUCGCCAUCGCCCUGGGGCGUUCGGUGUACCUAUGGAACGCGGGCUCGGGCGAUGUUGAGGAGCUGUGCACCACCCCCAACGAGGGCGACUACAUUUCGUCUUUGCGAUGGGGCAGCGACGGCAACUUCCUCGCAGUAGGGACGUCGGACGCCAAGGUGCAGAUCUGGGACGCGAGCAGGCGUAAGCAAGUGCGCGAGCUCUGUGGCCACACCAACCGCGUCUCGUGCGUGUCGUGGAACGGCUCCAUACUCAGCUCCGGCUCGCGUGACUCCACCAUCGCCAACUGGGAUGUACGGAAGCGCCGCGACGAGGCUUGCAUCGCCACGCUGGCGGUGCACGAGCAGGAGGUCUGCGGGUUGGCCUGGUCGCUGGACGGUCAGCAGCUCGGGAGCGGCGGCAACGACAACAUGCUCGCCAUCCAUGACUCAUCCUUCCGCCUCGUCAACAAGGUCCAGGCCCACACCGCCGCCGUCAAGGCGCUGGCGUGGUGCCCCUACCAGUCCAACCUCCUGGCCACCGGCGGCGGCACGGCGGACCGCCACAUCCGCUUCUGGAACACGCACACCGGCGCCAUGCUCAGCCAGAUCGACACAGGCUCACAGGUCUGCGCGCUCCAGUGGAACCCUCACGAGCGCGAGCUGCUGUCCAGCCACGGCUACUCCAAGAACCAGCUGUGCCUGUGGAAGUACCCGAGCCUUAACAAGGUGGCCGAGAUGAUUGGGCACCAAGGUCGCGUCCUCCACAUGUCUACCUCGCCCGACGGCUGCAGCGUGGUCACGGCGGGUGCGGACGAGACGCUGCGCUUCUG
This is a messenger RNA of Astrephomene gubernaculifera, 1372 nucleotides long. NCBI's taxonomy places the organism in Eukaryota, Viridiplantae, Chlorophyta, Chlorophyceae, Chlamydomonadales, Astrephomenaceae. The record is from the annotation of a GenBank genome assembly.